UCUACACAGUUCACUUUUAAAUUUGACGCGAAUAUAUUGUCUCAACUGAUUUCCAUAAUGAAGCUAACUAUAUUUUCUAUGUGUUGUUCAGUAUUAGCAAUUAAUUUAGUGGACGGCGGGGUGGUCAAAGAAGAUAUAAAGCAUUUAGAUGUGAAUCAAAUUUGGGGAGUUUACAGUGAUGACACCAAUAAAGCUAAUCGAGAUAUUAAUGCAGCCAAUAACGGAGUACCUUUAGUGACACAAGGAAACUCAAAAGUAACUGAAACAACUCCGAUUUAUACACCGACCACGUUGGAAUCAAAAGUUGACCAAGAAACAACUACUGAAAAAGGAAGAGAGAAUUUCAAAGGAGGUUGUCAGACUGGCUACAAGCGAACCGCUGAUGGCAGAUGCAUGCCGGUUGCGUGAACAAUAAGAAAUCUGCUCUUAAACGAUAUCAAGAAUCACUGUAAAAGUUAAACCGUAAUGUAAAAAAUAUAAUCACAUUAAAUUGAAAGUGCUAAAUA
Cydia pomonella (codling moth) is the source of this 506-nucleotide messenger RNA. RefSeq names its product growth-blocking peptide, long form-like. The record is from RefSeq and is a predicted model, not a curated record. The transcript has a single exon. The coding region runs from base 58 to 408 and encodes 116 amino acids. Lineage: Eukaryota; Metazoa; Arthropoda; Insecta; Lepidoptera; Tortricidae.